ACAACAAACAAAACUCAAUUCUCAAUUCUCUCUCAUUAUCUUGAUCUCGAAUUUCGUCGCCGAUGGCCCGUACAAAGCAGACUGCUCGGAAGUCGACCGGCGGCAAGGCUCCCCGGAAGCAACUGGCGACGAAGGCUGCCCGGAAGUCGGCCCCGACGACCGGAGGAGUGAAGAAGCCGCACAGGUACCGGCCUGGAACGGUGGCCCUACGUGAAAUCCGAAAGUACCAGAAGAGCACGGAGCUGCUGAUAAGGAAGCUUCCGUUCCAGAGGCUUGUUCGGGAAAUAGCGCAGGACUUCAAGACGGACCUGCGUUUCCAGAGCCACGCCGUGUUGGCGCUGCAGGAGGCGGCGGAGGCCUACCUUGUUGGGCUCUUUGAGGAUACCAAUCUCUGCGCCAUUCAUGCCAAGCGUGUUACAAUUAUGCCUAAGGAUAUCCAGCUUGCUAGGAGAAUCAGGGGUGAGAGGGCUUAAGCCAUUCAUCUCUGUAAAAAGGGGAUUUAGGGUUAAUUGGUGGAAUCAUGAUUAGGGGAUUUAGGGUUUAAUUUUCUAUGGUUUUUAAUAAAUCGUCAGAUUUGAAGACUUAUUGCAAUUAUUUUGUGUUCGACCUCUA
This is a messenger RNA of Rosa rugosa (rugosa rose), 612 nucleotides long. Its product is annotated as histone H3.3. The transcript has a single exon. Gene Ontology annotation, cellular component: nucleosome. The record is from RefSeq and is a predicted model, not a curated record. Gene Ontology annotation, molecular function: protein heterodimerization activity; structural constituent of chromatin; DNA binding. The coding region runs from base 63 to 473 and encodes 136 amino acids. NCBI's taxonomy places the organism in Eukaryota, Viridiplantae, Streptophyta, Magnoliopsida, Rosales, Rosaceae.